Messenger RNA from Mixia osmundae IAM 14324, 445 nucleotides. RefSeq lists its product as uncharacterized. Bases 149 to 331 code for a protein of 60 amino acids. The record is from RefSeq and is a predicted model, not a curated record. The transcript has 3 exons. Lineage: Eukaryota; Fungi; Basidiomycota; Mixiomycetes; Mixiales; Mixiaceae.
CACAUUCAAGGAGCCAACACAACGCAAAGACGCAAAGAAGGAAGUCAAGAAGCUGUUCGAAGACCGCUACACUGCCGGCAAGAACAAGUGGUUCUUCACACCUCUCCGAUUCUGAGCGGCUUGCCGUUGUACUUGUGCUAGAGCGGGCAUGAGAUGCACUCUGUUCUCUCUGCGAGCGCUGAAUGUAGUGUUGGCGUCAUUUUCACAGCAAAGCUUGCAAAACGACAUGUGUCUGAACGAUGCAUGUAGCAGAGGUAAAACAAGGAGCUCUAUUGCUCAACGCCCGGCUCGUUCUAGCGCUGCGAGCGUCGAUCUAGUGGCUUUGAUCUAAGAAUUGCGAGCGUAGUCUAAACAUCUGCGGGCGUGAAUGUGAUGGGCUCUCGUCCUUCAAAGUUCUUGGCCGGAACGCCGAGUUCGAGCAGCUGGGCAAAGUACUUUGAGAAGC